This is a messenger RNA of Cyprinodon tularosa, 3099 nucleotides long. RefSeq names its product vertebrae development associated (gene vrtn). The coding region runs from base 114 to 2219 and encodes 701 amino acids. Gene Ontology annotation, cellular component: chromatin. NCBI's taxonomy places the organism in Eukaryota, Metazoa, Chordata, Actinopteri, Cyprinodontiformes, Cyprinodontidae. The record is from RefSeq and is a predicted model, not a curated record. The transcript has 3 exons. Gene Ontology annotation, biological process: regulation of transcription by RNA polymerase II.
UCGGACAGGACCCUCCGGAGCUGCGUGCAGGGGAUGGACUAACUAACUAACCCACUACCACCUCUCGGACGGUGUAUCCUUCCGCCCUGAUUGUGCGCGACUUCUUGAGACUCAUGUUAGUCUCAGGACGCCCAGCUCUCCUCAAACCUGCAGGUAUGAUCCCAAGAAAUGAGGUUGUGCUGUCCGUUCUGCGAGAGCUCCAGGAGGCCACAGAGAGCUCUGGCCUGGACGCCGUGACCAGAGUGGCCAUGGGAGUAGAGCGGGUCUUCGCUCCUUUCCAGCUCCCUAAAGCGCCCUGUCAGGAUUUUCCUGAGUGGGUCCAUGUGGACAAAGCAGCCCAAGCUCUGUACCCUGCUGACGCGCCUCAGGAGCUACUACCUCUGAGCUGUAAUGGAGAAGGCAACUUACUAUUUGAUGCUGUGAGCACACUGCUUGUGGGUAACACCGGACUCAGCCUAGAGCUGCAGGUAAGGACUGUGGUGGAAAUGGUGCUUUGGAAGAGAUACUACUUAUCUGGGAUGAUUGAUUCUAAAAUGAUGCUCCGAGCUGUACGAUUUAGUCUUAGUGCAGAAGAGUCUGAAGACAUGCUCAACCUGCCUGUAACCGUUUUGGAGGCCAUAUUUGAUGCAGAUGUGAAAGCAUCCUGCUUCCCUGGCUCCUAUGCCAACAUGUGGCACGUCUAUGCCUUGUCAUCUGUCCUUCAGUUCAACAUCUACUCCAUCUACCCCAUGUUCAACCUCAAGAUUCGACCCUAUUUCAAUCGACUAAUACGCCCCAGAACCUGGCCCAAAGACUCGGAGCCACAAACCAUUCACAUAAUGUGGUCUGGGGACAUGCAGUCAGAGUCCUUGUUCAGGCCCAAAUACUUUGUCUCGCUCGUUCAGGCAAGUUUACUUGUGUGUAGAAGCCCCCAAAGUGAGGAGACCACAUCUCCACACAGGAGUGAGGAGCUGCUAAACCAGGAGUCGCAGCUUUCCUACCCAAGUCUGAAGGAUAAGUACAACAUCACCAAGAGGACUUUCUACCGCUGGAAGAGGCAGACGCAGGAACACUGCAAAAAGCCAGCAGUAAGGUAUGAGGCCAAAUACUUCCUCCAGGCCUGCUUCUUGGAGGGCAAACUCAUUCCCCUGCACCAGUUUAAAGAGUUUUUCCCUGAGAUCUCUAGGUCAUCGUACUACAACUGGAAGCACGAGCUCAUGAAAUCUGGUGGCCAUUUCUCCACAUCUUCCUCAGCUGGAGAGAUCAGCCCCGGAGAAAGCACGGAGCAGGAGGUUUGGUCCUCACCUGAAACCAAACAAGAUGAGUCAGACCACCAUGACAGCAUUGCAAGUAUGUUUGGCCUUAACCUGGGCAAGAUGGAUGCCGAGAGGGCUCAGAAUGUAGCACACAUGCAGGAAGCUAAGCGUUGUCUACAGAACUGCAUCGCCAUGAACACUUCCUUUCCGUUCAGGAUAUUCAAGAGAAACUUCCCAGGAAUUUCACGAUCAACCUAUUACAACUGGAGAAGAGAAGCUCUGCUCUUCAGUCGGGGAUACAAAAGCACCAUUGUUAGCAGUGAAGAAAGCUCAGAUGCCGACAAGAGUCAGAGCCCAAAAGAUCAGUUGUUGGCACUACCUGGCCUUACUCAACCCACUGCACCAAGAAUGAGAGUCUGGAGAAGGAAACACAGAAGUUUCAGGCUGGCCUAUUUGAGUAAAAAGCAGCUGAGAGAAGCUGCAAAGUUGUACGUUCAGAAGUCCAACUGGUCCUUGACAAAAUUUAAGAUCAAAUUCCCCUCCAUUUCAUCAUGUUUCUAUUGGCUUUGGCGUAGCAGCCAAAACCACAAGACAAAGAAAGUAACUGUCACUCAGAAUGCAGAGGUCAAUGUCCCCAAGAGCGAGGAGAGUAACGCCAACAAGAUGAUGGAGAAGCAGGAUGAGCUCCCAUUUGUCCACAUCCCCCAGUUCCUGGAAAGUUCCGCUGUGCCUUCUUUUGACGCCCAACAGUUAAAUCAUCCCAUCCCCAGCAGGGUGCCCAUGGAUGAGCAGAUGUUUUCACUGGAUGUUGUUGCUCUUGCCAACUUCAAGGCCAAAGCCAAACUCUUCCUCCAGCAACGCUUUGAGGAGAAGUCCUUCCCCACAUUCAAAGAAUUCCGAUCUUACUUCCCAUUCACCGCUCGCUCAACAUAUUACAUGUGGAAGCGAGCAUUGUACCAUGGAGUGUCACUGGUUCAUGGCUAAAAGGGUAAAACUACUACUAUUCUUAACUACCUAUGGUGUUAAAUCCAUGUAACAUAAAUUAGCUUAGUGUUUAAACUGCCUCAGAUCGUUCCUACCUCCUGGACAUUUGCACAUGUGUGAAGAGAUACCAAGUUGUAAGUCUUUUUAAAUAGUUGUUUUUUUUUUCUUUUCUUAUAAAGCUGCUUUUCUUCGAUUCUCUUGACCCUGACUUUUGUACUUUGGGCUUGUGAAAAAUUAACUUUAUUGUUGUGUGAUUGAAUAUGUUUUGUAUACAAUGAAAAACAUUUACUGCAGCAUUAAAAGCUUUUGGUUUCUUUACAGCAAUUAGACAUUACUCAUCUUUGUUCAGAUAUCUCAACUCUAAGCAGUGAUAGUUUGAUUAGAAUCUUUAAGUUACAGAAUGAAAAAUAUUCACAUGGUGCACUGAAGCUUAAGGUGAUUGUGCAAAUUAUGGGAAUCUAAAUGCCUAUUUUUCAUGAAAUCUUUACAUUAAUUUGUAUUCUCACUCUAGAUUUGCACUGAAAUGAAACAUAUUAUGGUACUGAAUGUAGAGCAUAAACCAUUAUGUACACUUUUGUUAAGUGGUUUCAAUUUCUGUUUACAAGUGGAAGAAACUUUAAUCGGAAUAUAGAUGUUUUUUGGGGGGUUUUUCUGCAUCAUUUUACUACCUAUCCCCAUAAAGAGUGGGAGACUUAUCUGUAUAAGCUACUUUUUUUGGACCUGUCUUUUAGUCAUUUUUUUUCUUUUUUUUUCAAAGACGAGCUAAUGCAAUAAACCGGGGUUAUUUCAUUUUACAUUUAUUCUUGAUGUAUUUAUUGUUUUUUGUAGGCUUAUUGUUUUAGAAAAACACUGACAUUUUCAUUUAAAUAGCUCUGUAAUC